Messenger RNA from Cryptomeria japonica (Japanese cedar), 3281 nucleotides. RefSeq lists its product as uncharacterized. The record is from RefSeq and is a predicted model, not a curated record. Lineage: Eukaryota; Viridiplantae; Streptophyta; Pinopsida; Cupressales; Cupressaceae. Bases 808 to 2922 code for a protein of 704 amino acids. The transcript is spliced from 6 exons.
CAAGAGCUCGGGCAAAUAUAUUCGAGCUUAAAAUCUAGAUUCCAGGUGAAAGCUAAUUCAUAAAGCCUACCCUUCAAACGGCGACGGCAUGACUGUUAGGUAUCAAGGUCAGCGUAUAUAAAACGAUAUUACAUCUUAUAUCGUGUAUAUACAUUCUCUUUAACCUCCACUUGAUAUUAAUAAAUUCCUCACUUCAGCCAAAUUGGCGUGGAAAACAGGGCAUUUGUCUAGAAGCUGAAAAACAAAGUUUUCUGCGCAAUUUGUAAGAAGACCCGCUUGAGAGCUAAAAUAAAAUUCUAAAUUCAUAUGUUGACGAAUUCGUUCGAUCGCCCGCUGUGUCAAGUUUAUCAGCUGCUGCCGUUUCCAACGAUAGGCUUUUUGUUUAAAUCGGCGGAGAUUCGGUGCACCCUUUUAUAUGUUCUACUGGUAAUUUGAUCAGAUAGGUCCAUGAAUUGAUUGGGCAGACGAUAAAAUUUGUUUCAGUUAGACUCCACAUGCUAGUUAGUGGCUAUAGGAGGAAUCAGCUGUGGAAUAAAUGAUUGCCGGAUAAAUUUUGCAGUGAUUCCCUAAAUUUUUGGUAAAAUAGGAAUAAUCGUGUAAAAAAUGUGCUCCCAGCAGCCAUCCUUGCGAACAAAUUAAUGCGUUCAAUAGCCUGUACUGGUGUUUCAUAAUGCUAGGGUUUGAAAUUUGAAAGAUCCUUGUGGUGCUUUGGAGAAAAGUACUAUUUUGAGGAGAUUUUAGUCAAUUUUGUCAAAGUGAUUGUGUAUUGAAGAGGUUUAUGGAUAGGUAGUUCAAUUAGUACAUACCAUGGAAGGCACCGGAGAAGAGGAUGCAGCACUUAGUGAUUUUGAGGACGGGGACUUAGAGGCUGCACCAGUUGUAUUACAGCCGAAUUCUUCGGAUGACACUGCAGAGAGCCUUAAAAAAGCUCUUUUGGAGCUUGAGUCUGAAAGGGAAGCGAGAAAGGCUGCUGAAAAUGCAAAGUCAAACUUGGAGAGUACAUUUGGCAAAAUGAAAGGGCUUGCACACGAGGCUAUUAAGAAAAGGGAUGAAUUUUCAAGACAGAGAGAUGAUGCUCUCCGGCAAAAGGAAGAAGCUCUUAGAGAGAAAGAAAGCAUUGCCAAGCAAUUAGAAGAGGCUUUGAGAUUGAAAGAAGAGGCAUGUAAGCAAAGAGAUGAGGCUUUAAAACAGCGGAAUGAUCUUGCAAGACAGAAGGACGAGAUUCUCAGAUUGAAGGAUGAAGCAACGAAAGCACGGGAAUCCUCGAGGUCUGAAAUUGAGGCAACGGCUCAAUUGCUUAUAAAUGGAGCUGAAAAAAUCACUAGCAAGGUUGGCUCAAUUAAGAGCUUCAAUGGAGGGCUUCCAAGAACUUCAAAGCAUACAGGUCUAGUUGCUAUUGCAUAUGGAGCAAUGAAAAGGGCAGAUGAAAUUGUGGAAGAGCUUGUCAGACAGCAUGAAAUAAUUACAAAGGGAAGAAAUGAUGUGCGGGAGCAGAUGGAGCAGAGGAACAUUGCAAUUGCUAUCGAAGUGUCCCAGCUGGAGGCUACGAUUACAGGCCUUAAAGAAGAGCUUGGGAGCAAGUGUAUGGAGUCGGAGAAUUUGCAAAAGCUUGUCCUCAACAAAGAUGGUCGUAUUUCAGAAUUGGAAUCUGACAUAUCGGAAAAGCUUGAUCAGGAAAGGAAAGAGUAUAAAACUUUGAAGAGAUUUACAGAUGAAACAGAAGAUAAGUUGAAGAAUCUAGAACUGAAAAUAGAAAAGCAGAAACCUAUCAUCUCUGAUCAGUUGGUUUGCAUAUCUAAAGCUCAGGAAUGUCUAAAGAAUAUGGUUCAGAUGAUUGAUGCUUCAGCAUCUGACCAAUUUGAGUUUUCUGAACCAUUGUUUGUCUCACAAGAUCUGGAUAUUGACAAGGAUCUGGUGGCUUCAUCAGCAGGAGCAAUUUUUAUCUCAGAGCUAACCACAAUGGUGGAGAAAAAAUUAAUGGCACAUCUGGAAAAACAAAGUAAAGAAAUGAAAGAUUUGGAGGACAAUAUUGUCAAUUUAGAAGCAGAGAAAAGGGAUAUUAGUACUUUGCUUAGAAGUGCUCUGAGGGAGAGACAGAUAGCUGAAACAGAAGGUGAUGGUGAAUACCAAACAGGAUCAGAGCAAAGAAAGGGUACAAUUUUACAGGUUGCAGAAAGGGAUCUUGGAUUGGAUUUCAGUGGUGGUGCCCAUGUUGGGAAUAAUGGAACAGAGAAAGGGCAAGAUGAGUUUUUCGGCCUGGCCUCUGCAUUGGAACAUAUAAUUAGAACAUCACAGCUCGAAAUUGCAGAAUUGCGACACUCACUGGGAUCUUCAAGGGCAGAACUAAAUCAUCUAAGAGUGGUUUCCGAGACGCAAACUAAAGAUUUGGCUGCCAAAGUAUUGCGCAUAAAAGAACUUGAGGAAAAGGAGAGGGCGGCAUCUGAAAAUGUUGAAGGUCUUAUGAUGGAUAUUGCAGCAGCAGAGGAAGAAAUAGCCAGAUGGAGGAAUGCUGCUGAACAAGAAGCAGCAGCUGGAAAAGCUGUUAUGGAGGAGUUCCAAGAAGAGAUAAAAACGCUAAGGCAAGACCUUGAAGAGAUGAGGCAGUCAUUGGAUGAAGCAAAUAGCAAAUUGAAGUCCAAAGAAGAAAUGGCAGCAGCUGCUGUGGCUGCCAGAGAUACGGCAGAAAAAUCAUUGCAAUUAGCGGACGAGAGAGCAUCUAGACUAAGGGCAAGGAUUGAGGAACUGACAAGACAAUUAGAAGAGUCAGAUGGUGGAGAUGAGCAACAGAAUAUUAGAAGAAUGCGAUAUGCAUGUUGGCCUUUGCAAUGGCUGGGAACAGGUACACUUGGAGCUUAUUUUACAGCUUAUAGAGAUGCAAAUGGCAAUUCUGCUGAAAUGGAGCUUUCAGACCCUCUCCUUUAAAAAGGUUGAUUGCCUUCCAAAUUGACAAAAAAUUACGGCUUCUGUAUGAUUUGCUCAGAGGAAAAAAUCUGAAUGGAUGGGCUUUGCAAGGUGCAUUAACAAAGAGUUUCUUUGCUCUAGUUCCAAAUUGUACAUUUGAAGUCAUUGUUCAAUUUUAUUUGUUAAUAUUUUCGUGCAUAUGAAGUUUGUAGCCCCAAUUGUUGGUUUUCAAAGAGCUGCACUCAAUUGGUUGAUGGCUGGAAUUUCAUGAAGCCUGGGAAGAUCAGUUUGCCGCUGAUUUACAAAAGGCUGCAACAUGCUCUUUCUUGUGUAAAUUCAGAAACAACAUUUAAAAAAAAAUAAGAGCAGACAAUGUGUUA